UUCUGUCCUGCCCCGCCGCCUCGCUGGGACAUGGCGGCAGCUCGGUUCUGCCUGUGCUUGUGCCUGUUCCUGUUCCUGUCCCUGCUGCGGCUGCCUCGUGGUGCAUUCGCGGCCGGUCCGGCGGCGGCGGCGCCCGGGUCUGGGCGCGGGCCCGGGGAUGGCAUGAAUGUGUUGUUUAUAAUUGUGGAUGAUCUGCGUCCUGUGUUGGGCUGUUACGGAGAUAAGCUUGUGAAGUCUCCCAACAUUGAUCAACUUGCUUCCCAAAGUAUAGUGUUCAGCAAUGCAUAUGCCCAGCAAGCUGUGUGUGCUCCCAGCAGAGUGUCAUUUCUCACUGGCCGCAGGCCAGACACCACCCGGCUCUACGAUUUCUACUCCUACUGGAGAGUUCAUGCAGGAAAUUAUUCCACUAUGCCCCAGUAUUUCAAGGAAAAUGGCUACGUGACCCUAUCUGUGGGGAAAGUUUUUCAUCCUGGGGUUUCAUCCAAUUACAGUGAUGACUAUCCCUACAGUUGGUCCAUUCCACCCUUUCAUCCUUCAGCUGAAAAGCAUGAGAAUGAUAAGACUUGUAGGGGAGAAGAUGGAAAACUUUAUGUGAACUUGGUGUGCCCAGUGGAUGUGACAGAAAUGCCUGGGGGUACUCUACCUGAUAUUCAGAGCACUGAGGAGGCCAUACACUUACUGAAUAUCAUGAAAACCAACAGACAAAAGUUCUUCCUGGCUGUUGGUUACCACAAGCCACAUAUCCCACUGAGGUACCCACAGGAAUUUCUCAAGUUGUACCCCUUGGAAAAUAUUACAUUGGCCCCAGAUCCCUGGGUGCCUAAGAAACUACCUUCUGUGGCAUACAACCCCUGGAUGGAUAUCAGACAGAGGGAUGAUGUGGAAGCAUUAAAUGUUAGUUUCCCUUAUGGACCACUUCCAGAUGAUUUCCAGCGGAAGAUUCGUCAGAGUUAUUAUGCAGCAGUUUCUUACCUGGAUGUGCAAAUUGGCCUGCUUCUAAAUGCUUUGGAUAAUGUAGGACUCUCACAUAACACAAUAGUAGUUUUUACUGCUGAUCAUGGGUGGUCCUUGGGAGAACAUGGUGAAUGGGCAAAAUACAGCAAUUUUGAUGUUGCGACCAGAGUGCCACUGAUGUUUUAUGUCCCAGGAAUGACAACUUCCCCUGUCAGUCAAGGAGCAAGGGUCUUCCCUUACCUCGACCCUUUUAGCCAUACUGGAGGCUCAGCACCUCAAGGGCAAAUUGAAAAAGUGGUGGAGCUGGUGUCUCUGUUUUCAACGCUUGCAGAUCUUGCUGGCCUGCAGGUUCCUCCUGCGUGCCCAGAGAUGUCAUUUGGUGUUGUGCUGUGCACUGAGGGGACAAGCCUUGUCCGCUAUUUUAAUAUCUCUGAAAGAAUGGUGGAGGAAGGCAAGGAAGGGUGUGAUGACACUGACUGGUGUUUUAAGGAAGAACCUUUUGCUUUCAGCCAAUAUCCCCGGCCUGCAGACACUCCCCAGUGGAACUCUGACAAACCAAAGCUGAAAGACAUCAGGAUCAUGGGCUAUUCCAUGCGUACCAUUGACUACAGGUACACUGUGUGGGUGCAGUUUGAUCCCAACAACUUCAGUGCUAACUUUGAGGAUGUCCAUGCAGGAGAGUUGUACAUGAUGGAGAAUGACCCAAACCAGGAUUAUAACAUCUAUAACAAUACUAUACAUGGUUGGUUUUUCCAAAAAAUUCGUGACUUUCUAAAGCACUAGGGUUCAGAAACUUCCUUAUGCCUGUUCUUGCAACUGAAUUAAUGCUUCUUUUUUUUGUAUAAAACCUUUCUGUUGUACAGAAAACAUUUGGAUUGAAUAAAAAUCCUGCUUGUAUCAAAA
Molecule: messenger RNA, 1857 nt
Organism: Sturnus vulgaris (Common starling)
Lineage: Eukaryota; Metazoa; Chordata; Aves; Passeriformes; Sturnidae
Gene: IDS
Product: iduronate 2-sulfatase
Cellular component (GO): cytoplasm
Molecular function (GO): iduronate-2-sulfatase activity
Source: RefSeq, a predicted model, not a curated record